Molecule: messenger RNA, 1050 nt
Organism: Fusarium keratoplasticum
Lineage: Eukaryota; Fungi; Ascomycota; Sordariomycetes; Hypocreales; Nectriaceae
Exons: 1
Coding region: 1-1050 (349 amino acids)
Source: RefSeq, a predicted model, not a curated record
AUGGCACCGCCGAGAUCCAGCCGGGUACGGCCCUCAGAAGUCGCAGCCGAUACCAAGAGGAACUUCAUCCCACUCGUCAAGAAGAACUAUGGCGACAUCUUCCCACCCUACUCGUACCUCUACAGGCAGCCUAUCGCACAGCUCGCUAUCCAGCGUCAGAAGCCCAGUACCCGGCCGCCCACCUUUACUAUCGAGGUUGGCGACCCGGUCAUGAAGGCAUUGACAUACGCAGCUAUGGAUACGCAGGCGAGCGAAGCGGUUGGUGGCCCCAGAGUGCGUAUUCCCUUUAUCUGCGCCGCCAAUGAACGAAGACCUGGGGGGGAUUGGGAGACUGGCUGCGUUGGUUAUGAGGAGAAGCUCUGCCGACGAAGUAACCUCUCAGCCACGCUGAACUCGCCCUGGCCCAACUCACCCGAACCAAGCAACUACCCCAUCCCUUCCCAGGGCGGCAUCCUGUCUGACGCCGUCGUGGUCUGCCGUGGACCUCACGACCGCUACGAUCGGUUGGACAGCUGGUUUGACCUGCCCGUUGUGUCGGUACCACCAACGCGAUGGCCGAAACUCAAGGACAACGGCACCAAGUACUCGUUUGCGGAGGAACGCGAGAUGACUCGCGAUAAGCUGCGUGGCGCCCUCCGCAUCUGCCUCUACAACGGCUACGACCGCGUGGUGAUUGGCGACUUUGGCCUUGGCAAUGGCUACCGCAACCCUCCCCAGGAGCUGGCAGAGCUCUGGCGGGAUGUGUUCCUCUUCGACCCCGAUCUACGUGGGCAGUUUUCCUACGUUGUUUUCGUAUUCGAGGAUCCCCUCCAAAGCACCGCGCGGCACAUCCUAGACGAGAUUGCCAAGAAGGAGAAUGGCUCCAAGGGCAAGUCUCGGGCUGGAUCUUCGAGCUCGUCAGGGUCAAGCAAGAGCCAUAGCAGCAGCAGCAGUCAUGGCAGUUCCCCGACUGAUUGCCACAUCUUUGAGCACGUCUUCAGCCCCGCCGAAGUUGACCGAGUGCUUCGGCAACCCGAUCCACGAUAUGGACUCGGCAUGAUCACAACGUGA